This is a messenger RNA of Knipowitschia caucasica, 228 nucleotides long. NCBI's taxonomy places the organism in Eukaryota, Metazoa, Chordata, Actinopteri, Gobiiformes, Gobiidae. The record is from the annotation of a GenBank genome assembly.
AUGUCCCCGCCUCCUACCCAUGGCUCCGCCUCCUCCCCAUGGCCCUGCAUCUUCCUAAUGGCCCGACCUCCUCCUCAUGGGGCCGCCUCUUCUUCAUGGGGCCGCCUCUUUCUCAUGGCCCCGCCUCCUCCUCAUAACCCCGCCUCCUCCACAUGGCCCCGCCUUCUCCCCUCGGCCACGCCUUCCUCCUCAAGGCCCCGCCUCCUCCUCAUGGAUAAAUCAGACUAA